AUGGCCGACCCCCUCCUCACAUCCCUCUGCUCCAUAUGCCACGUCGCUCGUCCGAAAUACAAAUGCCCCCGGUGCAACAUGCAGACAUGUUCCCUGCCCUGCAACAAAAAACACAAAGCCUGGUCCGAGUGCAGCGGCCAGCGCGAUCCGACAAGCUAUGUCCCGCGGUCGAGACUGCGCACCGCUGCCGGUGUCGACCAUGACUACAACUUCCUCCACGGCAUCGAGGUGUCCGUGGAGCGCUCCGAAAAGCUCCUGGUUGAGGAGAAGGGGCUGGUGCAGCAGGCGGAGCUGCGGCCGUUGACGAUGCAACAAGUUCGUUGGAAGACGGGGCGUGAUGGGAGGAAGAGGAGAGUGUUGGUGACGACACUGUUGAGGGAGGCCAAGGGGAGGACGUUCGAGAAGGGGCUGGCGCAGAGGUUGAAGAGAUUGAACGUGCAGAUUCUCUGUGCGCCGCUGGGAAUGACCCGGCAAAGAGAGAAUUCCACGACGCUCAACCGCAGGACGGGGAGGAUAAAUUGGCAAGUCGAGUGGAUAGCGGUUGGCCAGCGGGACGGGCAAGGGGACAAGGAGACUACGAGGUCAUUGAGCAAGGUGAUGGAUGACGUUCCCCUUUUUCAGGCGUACCCGGCCGUGCUGCAAGGAAAGGCUCGCGCAGAGACCGGGUCACGGAAACAGGACAGGCAGAUGCGGAUCGGGAGGUUGCAGAGUGCGGUCGACUCGAGGGGGAGUCCGGGCCUGGAUUGUAUCCAGGAUCCCGUUGAUGGGACAUGGACGUCUUUUGCUGGGGCUCACUUGGAGGACUGGCCUGCAGAGAUGGACAAGGCUCAACGAGAGCAAUUUAGGUUUUUCCUCGCAGGUCCACAAACGAGAUGUGGCAUGCCAACACAAGUCACGGCGCUGGAAUCUGGGGACUGCCUCCGCGGUAUUCUGGCCAACACUCGCGUCUUGGAGUUUCCGACUAUUUACGUCGUCGAGCGUGGAGACGCGCUUCCUCCAAGAUUCGUCUUGGGACCGAAGGACUCGAUUCCCCCGCGGGCUCAAGGGACGAAGCGGAAAGACGGACCAUGCAGCGAGAAAUUACAGGCAUCAGCACAGCGUAGAAAACAGAGUGGAGUGGAUCGAGAGGAAGGGGAAGUGGGCAGUGGUGAGGAUGGAGAGGGUGGCGGUGACGAGGAGGCUGGGUCCAAAGGAGUCAGUCUGGAGGCUGGCGAGGUUAUAGCCGAGGAAAGCCUGGGUGAAGAGGACGACGAUGAAGAGGACGACGAUCAAGACGACACGAGCAGCUCUGGGUCGGAGACAGACGUCGACAACAUCGCCCACGCCAACGACGCAGACGCACCAUUGACGCUCCUCCUCCUCCCUCGGCGACUACGCGCCGGCCUCGCGCCCAACUUGCAGUACAUGGCAUGGCUGCCAGCCUGCCCGCCGUCCGUCCCAGCCAUCAUGGAUGACGGCCCCGUGCCCAAGCUGUCCGAACUGCUUCGGCACCCCGACGACCUCGACAAGAUCCCCGCGCUGAAGCUGGAGUUCUCGCGCAAAAAGGGAGUCGUUGACGGCCAACUACGCAAUGGUCUCCGCGAGCAGCUCGAAACCACCCAAUCGGGCAUGACGGGCCUGAGCGACGGCCAAAGGACAGUCCAGCUCGUCAAGGAAGAAAUGAUGAAGAUUGACCGCCUCUGCUCCGAAUCCCAAAACAUGAUCAAGGACUUUGCCAGCAUCAACCUGGUGUCCCAGGCCCACAGGAACUUUGUCGCUGUCGAAACAAUGAGGCGCGACCUGGAGACCUUCAACGACAGGCUGACCGUCGUGGAGAACAUGUUGCGCCAGGACGACGAGGACCAGGAGAACAUGCCAAACCUGCUGCCGUGCCACUACGAGCUGACGCAGCUGAGGAACAUCCGAGAUGACGCCAUGGAGCAGAUACAGAGGGCCCAAGAUCCUGGCCUGGAGUCGACGUUGGAGGACUACUUUGCGAGGCUGGACGACACGAUUGACUGGUUCGACGAGCACGUCGGCCUCUUGGCAAUGAACCUCAUCAGCCUCGUCGUCAACGACAACAAUGGGCUCGUGGUCCGCUUUGCCCUGGUCAUGGAGGCCGAAGAGAAGAGCGACCAGCGCGUGCUGGCGCUGCAAGAAGCGCUCAAGGAUCACGAAGAAAUGGCGGCCCGCUUCCAGAGCAUCACAGACGGCGCCAAAAAGGUCCGCGGCUACAAGGACAAGUUCCUGCAGGCCAUCAAGCUCGGUGCUGAGCAGCAGCUCGAGCAGUCCCGCGAAGAGUUCCUCGACGACGCCUCGCGACUUGAAAAGAUCAUGAAGUGGUACUUCAACGACCUCAACGCCGUGCGCGUCGGCAUGACUCCCCUCAUGCCCAAGAAGUGGAAGAUUGGCAAGACCUACGCCGACAUAUAUCACCAGCUCAUGCACGACUUCCUCGUCGGCAUGAUUGAGGACCCGCAAGGCACGUCUGCCCACAAUCUCGAAAUCAUCAGCUUCCCCGAAAAGUACUACAGAAAGAUGGCCAAGAUGGGCUACAGGCAGGAGGACCUCACCCCGCACGUCAUCGACAACCGCGAGGCCGAGCUCGUCCGCGACUUCCGUCAGCUCAUCAUCAAGUUCCUCGACGAGUGGAUGGACCGCAUCUUCAACCAAGAGAAGAAGGACUUUGGGGAGCGCAACGUCGAGGGCUCCAACCUGGACCAGGACGAGUACGGCUACUUCCGCACCAAGAACCUCAUCGCCCUCUGGCGCAUGCUCCGCGAGCAGAUCGACGCCGGGGCCAACUCGAAGCGCUCCGACGUGAUCGAGGGCGUCAUCGACGCCAUGUUCCUGCGCCUCCGCGCGCGCCAGCACUCGUGGCAGCGCAUGCUCGAGGACGAGAUAUCGCGCUACGAGACGGGCAAGGUCCCCGAGCUCGAGGGCUUCCAGGCCCUCCAGGACUGGCUCGUCGCCACGGCCAACGACCAGAUCGCCUGCAUCGACGACAACGACGAGGAGUCCCGCCUGGGCUACCUCUCGUCCUUCCGGGCAAACUUCGAGCCCCACGUCACGCCGCAGUACCUAGAGCGCGGCGAGUCGGAGCUCAACGCCCUGCGCGACCUGUACGUCGACUUCUCGACCUGGUGCAUCACCAAGUUCGCGCACCUCAUCUUCGCCGUCGACUUCCGCGCCGUCAUGCCCGACUUCUUCACGCCCAAGUGGUACGCCAACACGGCCAUGAAGCAAAUGGUCGUCACCUUUGACGAGUACGUCAGCGACUACCGCCAGGUCCUGCACCACUCCCUCGUCGACAUCUUCAUCGAGGUCUUUGCCGACGAGCUGCUCGUGCGCUACCUCCUCUCCGUGCGCAACAAGGGCGCCAAGUUCCGCCGCGCAGACCCCUUCCGCGACAAGCUCUUCAACGACAUCUCCACCGCCUUUGACUACUUCGCCAGCCUGCCCAACCCGGACGUGGGCAACUCCAUCAAGCAGACGUGGAGGGUCACGGAACCCUUCCUCGGCCUGCUGACCUGCGACAAGGACGCCGUGGCCGACCAGUUCGCCGCCUUCAAGGCCGCCUACUGGGACUUGCAGCUCUCGUGGGUCGAAGCCGUCCUGAGGUCGAGGGACGAUUUUGAGAGGGGCAUGCUGAACGCCGUCAAGGCCAGGGCCGCGCAGAUAGGCGUCUCAAGGGGGCCCGAGACCAUCAUGAGCAAGGUCAAGUAG
Messenger RNA from Metarhizium album ARSEF 1941, 3705 nucleotides. RefSeq names its product Exocyst complex component Sec6. Gene Ontology annotation, cellular component: exocyst. Gene Ontology annotation, molecular function: SNARE binding. The transcript is spliced from 2 exons. NCBI's taxonomy places the organism in Eukaryota, Fungi, Ascomycota, Sordariomycetes, Hypocreales, Clavicipitaceae. Gene Ontology annotation, biological process: exocytosis; exocyst localization. Bases 1 to 3705 code for a protein of 1234 amino acids. The record is from RefSeq and is a predicted model, not a curated record.